Molecule: messenger RNA, 348 nt
Organism: Gryllus bimaculatus (two-spotted cricket)
Lineage: Eukaryota; Metazoa; Arthropoda; Insecta; Orthoptera; Gryllidae
Source: the annotation of a GenBank genome assembly
AGGCACCUGCCAUGUGCGCGUGCGCGCGUGUGUCGGCAGGGGUGCGUGGCGCCCGAGGCAAGCGCGGGCGUGGGCGCGGGCGUGGGCGUGGGCGUGGCAGAGCCGCCCGACGACUGGCUGGAGCAGCCCGUGGCCGCGGGCUUCCGCGUCUGGCAGAUCCUCUUCCUCUGCCUGGCCAGCCUCCUCGCCCUCGUGAUCCUACUGUGCUGCUGCGUGCGCUUCCGCAUCCCGCGCACCAAGCAGGAGAUCGAGGCGGACUUCGUGCGCAAGCGCAUCGCGCGCCACUUCCGCCGCCACCUGCGCGCCAUCGACAACGCCGACAUGGACGCCAUGGACCUGCGGCAGGGU